This is a messenger RNA of Prorocentrum cordatum, 927 nucleotides long. Lineage: Eukaryota; Dinophyceae; Prorocentrales; Prorocentraceae. The record is from the annotation of a GenBank genome assembly.
AUGGCAGCGCACACGAAGACGUUCGCGAGUCUUCGAUUCCCGCGCACUGGGAUGCGCAUUGUCGUGAAGGGCACCUUCAUCGAAGUUGUCGAGGAGGACAGCAGCCCUUCCGUGGAGAAGCUCGUAAAGAGGGCUUUCUCUUCGCCAGCCGCGUCGAUCAGGAGGGACGAACCUUCCUGGAGCAGGCAGGCGAGGGAGGUCGAGCGCCCCGAUGGCUCCCCUGACGUGGCCAAGCAGGCGAAAGAAGUGGAAGGCCGGGGUGGCCAUGAGUCAAAGACGACGGUGGCAAUCAGGAAUGUCCCCAUCCACAUUUCGCGCAACCAGCUCCUGCAAUGCAUCGACUCGUGGGGCUUUGCGGGCCUGUACGACUUUCUCUAUUUGCCGAUCGACUUCGCGAAAUUCCAGAAUUUUGGAUACGCGUUCUGUAAUCUGACGACACCGCAACACGCACAGCGCUUCCUGGCCGAGUCCGACGGCCUCAGCUGGGGCGAGCAUGGCGAAGGGCAGCUCGUCGUGAACUGGAGCCUGUCCCAAGGCCUGGACGAGCACCUCGACCGCUACCGCAACAGCCCGCUCAUGCACGAGAGCGUGCGUGACGAGUGCAGGCCCGUCCUGCUGCGGUGCGGCGUGCGCGCGGCCUUCCCGCCGCCCACCCGGAAGCUGCCCCGCCUCCGCCGCCUGCGCACCCGCUGCGGCUCGCCCGGGUCGGGGGGCCGCGGCGUCUCCGUGCGCGGGCUUGCCGCCGGCUGCCUGCUGAUCCCCGCGCUGUCCAGCGCACCGAGCGGGGAGAGCGAGGAUCCGGCCCUCACGGCCAACCCGCUCCACGCCGGCCUGGCGCGCGUCGCGCACCCCGCCGCUUCCGCGGCGCCGGCCCGGCAGAGGGCCGCGUGGGCGGACCUCACGACGACCUCGGCGACGACGGGCUGA